This is a messenger RNA of Nymphaea colorata (pocket water lily), 625 nucleotides long. RefSeq names its product 60S ribosomal protein L31-like. The transcript is spliced from 2 exons. Gene Ontology annotation, molecular function: structural constituent of ribosome. Gene Ontology annotation, cellular component: cytosolic large ribosomal subunit; ribosome. Gene Ontology annotation, biological process: cytoplasmic translation. Lineage: Eukaryota; Viridiplantae; Streptophyta; Magnoliopsida; Nymphaeales; Nymphaeaceae. The record is from RefSeq and is a predicted model, not a curated record. The coding region runs from base 75 to 443 and encodes 122 amino acids.
AUUAGGGUUUUCGACGGCAGAAGGCACGAGCGGCUUGUGAGGAAGAGUUGCGAACAGCAGCCGCUACAGCCACCAUGGUGGAGAAGGGAGGGAAGGGAAGAAGGGAGGAGGUUGUCACCAGAGAGUACACUAUUAACCUCCACAAGCGCCUCCAUGGAUGCACCUUUAAGAAGAUGGCUCCAAAAGCUAUCAAAGAGAUCAGGAAAUUUGCACAGAAGGCGAUGGGGACAACAGAUGUGAGAGUAGACGUGAAACUUAAUAAACACAUUUGGAGUCGAGGGAUCCGAAGUGUGCCUAGACGUGUCCGGGUGCGGAUAUCACGGAAGAGGAAUGAUGAGGAAGAUGCUAAAGAAGAGCUUUACUCACUGGUCACAGUGGCGGAGAUCCCUCCCGAAGGAUUGAAGGGCUUGGGGACCAAGGUUGUUGAAGAAAGCGACGAUUGAACUGCUCUGUUUCUUAUGCAGAACAUGUUUUUUGAGACUUUACUGAAAGAAGCGGCACUGAAAAAUUCUCAGCGAACUUUAUGGUAGAUAUUUUGAGUUUUUACUCCUAUUCUGUUUGAUGAUUAGACCUCUUCCUGCCACAUUUCAGAGUUUAUUGCAUCCAAGGAAUGUCUCUUCUCUCC